CGUCGCCGCCCCGCCGCAGGGGAUCGCCGACCUCUCGCCGCCGCGUCCAGCCUCACCCUCCGCAACGCAAAGCCCAUAGACAAGUUGAUCUCAUGUAUUCAGGAAGAACAGUGGCAUCCAGAGUUUCCUGUUCAUCGGGAAACAACGGAAGCUUCCCACUCUGCCUUUGCCCCGGAUUUCUUGGAUUCCCUGUUGUCUCCGUGAACUUCCACUUGUUCAAGGCCAUUGUUCGCAGUCCUGCAUCUUCUGUUGUCUUUGGUAUUUGUGGACGGAGGCUCCCUUAGACGGAUCUGCUCCAUAAAGUGAUUGUUGUAGUUUGAGAAUUGAUAGCAGGAAGCCACUCAGUUACCCUUAGCUGGAAUAGUGGCAUCAGGACUCAGAUAGCUGAAUCUUGUGUCAUUAAAGAUGGUUUCCUCUGAGGUCCCUUCUGUUACAACAACCCAUACACAGGGGCGCAAGGUCUUCAGAGGGAUGAUACUUCUGCCAAAAGGGCCUCCAGAUGUCAUCCUUCCUGAAAAUGUUGAGUUUGAUUUUAAUGACGUCUUUGGUGCUCCGGCGGUCCAUACCCCCACAGAAGCAAGCAUUCUCACUCCGGACAGCCCUGCACAUUUCGCUGAGUCUGGUGAGGAGGUCUACAAUGACCCUGUAGUCAUUACCAAGCGAUCUCACUCUCUUGUUGGUCCAACUUUACUUGUUAGCCAGUCCUUGCCACUUAGUAAGCUUACUCUACAUGAGUCGGAGAGCUCAUCAGAUCUUUUGGAGUGUCUGUCUAAAGAUAAACAAAGUGACCAGGAGGCUCUCAGUGAUGAAGAGCUCGGUAAUACAAAGGAGAAUGAGGCUGUUGGACUAGACGACUUUGAAGUCUUGAAGCUUGUUGGCCAAGGGGCAUUUGGCAAAGUCUAUCAGGUAAAGAAGAAAGGUACUUCAGACAUAUAUGCAAUGAAAGUCAUGAGGAAGGACAAGAUUUUGGAGAAGAACCAUGCUGAGUACAUGAAAGCAGAGAGAGAUAUACUGACAAAAGUUGACCAUCCUUUUGUUGUCCAACUGAGGUACUCCUUUCAGACAAAGUACCGACUCUACCUUGUCUUGGACUUUGUGAAUGGGGGCCAUCUCUUCUUCCAGCUUUACCAACAGGGUUUGUUUAAGGAGGAGCUUGCGCGCACAUAUACUGCUGAAAUUGUAUCUGCUGUAGCCCACCUUCAUGCCAAUGGGAUUAUGCAUAGAGAUCUGAAGCCUGAGAACAUCUUAUUGGAUGCUUGUGGCCAUGCAAUGCUGACUGAUUUUGGCCUGGCCAAAGAGUUUGAUGAGAACACUAGAUCAAAUUCAAUGUGUGGCACCGUUGAGUAUAUGGCCCCAGAAAUUGUUCAGGGCCGAGGCCACGAUAAGGCUGCAGACUGGUGGAGUGUGGGGAUCCUUCUUUUCGAAAUGCUUACGGGCAAGCCCCCAUUUUUUGGUGGAAAGAGGGACAAAAUUCAGCAGAAGAUAGUGAAGGAUAAGAUGAAGCUUCCACACUAUUUGAGUAGUGAAGUUCAUUCUCUGCUAAAAGGGCUGCUGCACAAAGAAGCUGGCAAGCGACUGGGAAGUGGACCAGGCGGCAGUGACGAGAUAAAGAACCACAAGUGGUUCAAAGAAGUAAACUGGAAGAGACUGGAGGCUCGACAGAUCCAGCCAAGCUUCUGCCCUAAUGUUGCUGGCCAGAACUGCACCGAAAACUUUGACAAGUGCUGGACGAGUAUGCCCGUGCUGGACUCUCCAGUAGCCAGCCCCGUCUCUGCAGAUAGCAACUUCGUGGGAUUCAGCUUUGUGCGUCCAGCGCCGUUUUUUCAGAAGCCAAGUCCUCUAGGCUGAAGGUCUACUUUACAGUGUACUACUAGUGAUUUAUCUGUGGGAACCAAUGUCCUAUAUUUGCUCAAGACUAAGAUGAUUAUGUUGUAUGUGCUGUGUUAUUUGUCUAUCCGUCCAGCGGGCAGAUGGGACUUGGUAGUGACAAUGUAUCCCCUUGUUCGUCUAUAGAGCUGCAUCUUAACUUC
Molecule: messenger RNA, 2030 nt
Organism: Lolium rigidum
Lineage: Eukaryota; Viridiplantae; Streptophyta; Magnoliopsida; Poales; Poaceae
Product: serine/threonine-protein kinase AtPK2/AtPK19-like
Exons: 7
Coding region: 406-1848 (480 amino acids)
Biological process (GO): protein phosphorylation
Molecular function (GO): protein serine/threonine kinase activity; ATP binding
Source: RefSeq, a predicted model, not a curated record